AUGUUGAUCAAAGUUAAGACUCUUACCGGAAAGGAAAUUGAAAUCGACAUUGAGCCCACAGACAAAGUAGAUCGUAUAAAGGAACGUGUAGAAGAGAAAGAAGGCAUUCCUCCACAACAACAACGUUUGAUUUUUUCUGGGAAACAAAUGAAUGAUGACAAAACUGCAGCAGACUAUAAAGUUCAAGGUGGUUCUGUUCUGCAUUUAGUUUUGGCUUUGCGUGGCGGAGAUUAUUAAUAUCACAAUUAUACCCAACCAAUUUUAAGUAAAUUAUAAUGAGUCUUUUUUUGUAAAAAUAAAUAGAAUUUAUUGUAAAACAAAAA
This is a messenger RNA of Musca vetustissima, 323 nucleotides long. RefSeq names its product NEDD8 (gene Nedd8). The record is from RefSeq and is a predicted model, not a curated record. Gene Ontology annotation, molecular function: protein tag activity; ubiquitin protein ligase binding. Gene Ontology annotation, biological process: modification-dependent protein catabolic process; protein neddylation; regulation of proteolysis. Gene Ontology annotation, cellular component: cytoplasm; nucleus. Bases 1 to 237 code for a protein of 78 amino acids. Lineage: Eukaryota; Metazoa; Arthropoda; Insecta; Diptera; Muscidae. The transcript has 3 exons.